Funneliformis caledonium is the source of this 159-nucleotide messenger RNA. The record is from the annotation of a GenBank genome assembly. NCBI's taxonomy places the organism in Eukaryota, Fungi, Glomeromycota, Glomeromycetes, Glomerales, Glomeraceae.
UCCUCUACCUUAAAUUACUCACAAACUCCUCGAGUCUCACGACGUCAAAUGGUCCGACAUAAUGGCACUCCAGAUCCAGGAGUUGCAAGGAUCGAACCUCACAAUAAAUUCUUGCGGGACACAAUAAUAAGGAUUGAAACCAUAUGGAAACUUCUAUGA